CAAAAGUACAAUGUGAACUUCGACACUGAAGUCCGGACUCCACCUGGAAUGUGGGCCAAAAUCGGAUCUCAAGGUGCAGUCAUAUGACUCCUAGAUGGCUGAAUGAGACUCAGCAGGGCAGGAAAUGGUUCUAUGAAACUAAUUCAACAAAGUUUUGGGAUCUUCACCGAUUCGACCCUUUUGGAAGAAAUCCGUCGUGGCUUCUUUCAGCUCCAGCUCGCACAGUGACAUGGGAAGCGACGUGUUGUUUAGAGAGCAGUAGUCUACGGGAGGAUGACCGCUUGUUGUCUGUGGAUGCGGCGCGUCAGACUUCUUCACCUGGUGUGAUUGUGAAUACUGCAGGCACGGAUGGAAGAUCUGAAUAACGAGAGUCCACUGGAGACAGCGGGAGAAGAGGCGAGCUCAUUGGACAGUCACCAGUCAGAUAUCCGCUUCCAGAGGAGAGUAGCAGCGGUUAGCUCUCCUGCUCUGUCCACCGCACGUCUCACCUUACCUGGAGUCAUGGACGCCGAGGGGAGGGUCGACGAGUCAAGACUGAGGAUGCAUAUUUUCAAAAACGGUGGCGUGUCUCCCUCUGAGCGUGGCCUGGCGUGGCGUUUCCUGUUUGGGAUGUACGCAUGCAGCUCAACAGCUUUGGAGCGCUCUCUGCUGCAGGAGCAGUUGGUCGUACGUUACCGGGUCAUGAAGAGAAAAUGGCAGCAGUUCCUUCCUUCAGCUGUGCGGAUGCACCUCAAUGGCACUGAUGCUGAGUUGGUGGCAGCAGUCAGGUACUUUGACCAGAGGCAGGCCCAGGCUCAGCAACAGACCCAGGAUCAGUCUGAAGAGGUCAAGGACAGACUGGCUUUCUUGGAGCUUCAGGCACAGAUAUUGUUUGAGCGGGUCACAUUUGACCAAGAGGAGCUGCGGGAAGCCACACGAAUCAUUGACAAGGAUGUGCCAAGAACUAACAGAGACCUGAGCUAUUACCAGGGGGAGGGUUCAGGCAAUCUGUUGGUGUUGAGAGAUAUCCUCAUCACUUAUGCUGCUUUUCAUCCAGAUGUCAGUUAUGCCCAAGGAAUGAAUGACCUGUGCAGCCGGUUCUUGGAGGUUCUUGACUCUGAGGUUGACACUUUCUGGAGUUUCUCUUGCUACAUGGAGAAAUUCUCCAAGGACUUCAGGGCUGAUGGUCUGCACAGAAAAAUAGAGUUGGAGGCAGCCCUGUUGAAGGAACUGGAUCCUCAGCUUUAUACUCAUUUGGUCACAGACAGCAUGGAGAGCUUCACAUUCUGCCACAGGUGGCUUCUGCUGGGUUUCCAGAGGGAGUUUGAACACAGUGACGCAUUGCGUUUGUUCGAGAUCCUGAGUUGUGACCACCUGGAGCUUAUUUCCCAACAAGUAGACCAAGCCCGUUAUCAGGAAAGGCUGGCACGAAAAUGCAGCACAGAGGACAAUUCAGAGUCAGAGCUGCAAGCCAUCAACACUGACUUCACCUUCGAGCUCUUCAUCUGUGCAGCCAUCCUGCUAGAAAACAGAGAGUCUUUGCUGCAGUGCCGAGAUGAUGUUCAACUCAUCCAGUUUACUAGCAGCCUUCAGGGAACACUGGACCUGAACAGCACGCUGAAGAAAGCAGAGCACCAUUUGUACAACUACUGCAAGCGCUGUGCUUGGGACUAUAUGAAUGGGCACUGUAGAACACACAAGAGCAAAGAAGGGGACUUUCUUUAUCAACUUCGGAGUUUACUUGUUUUAAAGUGAUAGCUACUAUUUAAAUACCUGACAUCAAAGACUCGUAUGAAACUGUAAUAUGUAACAGGGGACAUAUAAUCCCUAUUUGGUGUUUUGAUGGCACAUAUUCUUUAUCUUAGUUUUUAUUUCUGAGGGAAACAGUGAUGUACUGAUGACUGCUUACUGUAAGUUUGAUCAGUUACUGUUUAUUAUAAAUGUAUAGUAUUUAUUUUGUGAAAGUUGGCCAACACCAACUGUGAGUAAUUUUGGUUGCUCUCCUGAACUUCCAUGAAUAUGAAAAGCUUAAACAUAAUAUCUUAGUACCUCAAAAUCAAUGCUUUAAAGGAUCUGUUUUUCCGGGUUAUGCAGUAUUCAAGUGCUAGAAGAAAACAACUACUUGACAUGCAUGUGUGAAUACUAAGAUCUGGUGUGUCGCAACAGGUGGCGUGUGAAACGAACUGCAGUUAUCUUUAAUGCCAGAUGGCCUGUGUGUCAGAGAGGCCUAUGUAACAAGAAUAGAUGUCCAGUUUUUUAGCUCUGAAAGAGGGGCCAUGCAGUAAGGGGAAGGAAAACUUACUGCACAACUGUGUCCUAAAUAGAGAGUGAAAAACAUACAAUAUAAAUGACCGGAAAAAUUAUACCUCAAUAAAACUACUGAAGAUUG
Messenger RNA from Siniperca chuatsi (mandarin fish), 2368 nucleotides. RefSeq names its product TBC1 domain family member 15. Gene Ontology annotation, biological process: activation of GTPase activity. The coding region runs from base 349 to 1734 and encodes 461 amino acids. The transcript has 10 exons. Lineage: Eukaryota; Metazoa; Chordata; Actinopteri; Centrarchiformes; Sinipercidae. Gene Ontology annotation, molecular function: GTPase activator activity. The record is from RefSeq and is a predicted model, not a curated record.